Molecule: messenger RNA, 7303 nt
Organism: Amborella trichopoda
Lineage: Eukaryota; Viridiplantae; Streptophyta; Magnoliopsida; Amborellales; Amborellaceae
Gene: DEK1
Product: calpain-type cysteine protease family
Biological process (GO): proteolysis
Molecular function (GO): calcium-dependent cysteine-type endopeptidase activity
Source: RefSeq, a predicted model, not a curated record
UUGAACCUCUUGUCCUCCCUCAUUCUCUCUCUCUCUAACUUUCUCUCUCUUGUGUGAAACCCCUCUACUGUCUGCGACUGGCAGUCGCAGCACCUCAGAAUAUCUCUCUCUAACCCUAACCUAGCCCUAGCCCUAAUCACAACACAUACUGCGUUCUUUGUCGUACCUUUGCCCUAAAAAUGCGGUAAUAUUUUCACUGAAAAUGUAUUCGUUCGCAAUGUCAAUAGAGUUUUUACUGGUUUUUAUGCCAAUGUCUCUUAAAAGAAGGGUUUGUUGGGUACUCUGGAAUUGAAGGUUGGUAUCUCUGCGACGAAAAUGGAGCUUGAUGAGUAUAGUGUUGAAAUGGCAUGUGCGGUUGGUGCCGCCGUGUUUGCUGUGAUUAGCUUUCUAUCUGUUACGAUUCUCUGGGCAGUCAAUUGGAGGCCAUGGAGGAUAUACAGUUGGGUCUUUGCAAGGAAGUGGCCGGAAUUUGUUCAAUGUCCGCAAUUGAGCUUCUUAUGCGGUUUUCUAUCACUUUGUGCUUGGAUUAUUGUGAUAUCUCCAAUUGCUAUGCUUGUGUUUUGGGGUGCCUGGCUGGUUGCCAUUUUGGAUCGAGAUCUAAUAGGUCUUGCAGUGAUAAUGGCUGGUACCGCUCUCCUGCUGGCAUUUUAUGCCAUAAUGCUUUGGUGGAGAACUCAGUGGCAAAGCUCAAGAGCUGUUGCUAUUCUUCUUCUUCUUGCUGUAGCUCUCCUGUGUGCAUAUGAACUUUGUGCGGUAUAUGUCACAACUGGUGGCAAACCAGCUGAACAUUCACCAUCUGGCUUUUUCUUUGGUGUAUCAGCAAUUUCAUUGGCAAUCAACAUGCUUUUUAUAUGCAGAAUGGUCUUUAAUGGAGCUGGCCUAGAUGUUGAUGAAUAUGUGCGAAGGUCAUACAAGUUUGCUUAUUCUGACUGUAUUGAAGUUGGUCCGGUAGCUUGCUUGCCGGAACCUCCUGAACCAACUGACCUGUCAUUGCAUAAAUGUAGCAGGACUUCACACCUUGGGCUUCUGUACAUUGGGUCGCUGGUUGUGCUUGUUGUAUACUCUGUCUUGUAUGGGUUGACAGCAAAGGAAGCCCGAUGGCUUGGGGCAACCACCUCGGCUGCUGUUAUUGUACUUGACUGGAACAUGGGGGCAUGUCUUUUCGGCUUUGAUCUCCUAAAAAGUCGAGUUACAGCUCUGUUUGUUGCGGGAACCUCUAGGAUUUUUCUCAUCUGCUUUGGUGUGCAGUACUGGUACUUGGGACAUUGCAUUAGUUAUGUGGUCGUUGCAUCUGUUCUUUUGGGAGCUGCUGUUUCUCGUCACUUUUCUGUUACCAAUCCAAUAGCUGCUAGACGUGAUGCUUUGGAGAGUACGGUGGUUCGGUUAAGGGAGGGGUUCCGGAGGAAAGGAUUGACUAGUUCUUCCAGUUCUUCUGAAGGUUGUGGGUCUAGUGCUAAACGUAGUAGCAGUGUUGAAGCCUGUCACCUAGGUGGGAUUGGGAAUAUUGAUAAUGGCAUUGAUAGUGGAAGACCCAGUGUAGCAUGGCGGAGUAGUUCUUGCCGUUCAGUUGUUCAAGAAUGUGAAAUGGUGUUUACUGAUAGGAGUCUAGACAAUAUCAGUUCUUCAGUCAUUUGUGCUAGUGGUGGGUUGGAAAGUCACGGAUGUGACUCAAGCACAUCAACAAAUUCAAUAAACCAACAAACUUUGGAUUCAAAUUUAGCUCUUAUUUUUCAGGAGAAGUUAAAUGAUCCCCGGGUUACUUCUAUGUUAAAAAGGAAAGCAAAGCAAGGUGAUCGUGAAAUAGCCAGUCUACUUCAUGAUAAAGGGCUAGACCCAAAUUUUGCUGUGAUGUUGCGGGAGAAGGGUUUGGACCCGACAAUUCUGGCAUUGCUUCAGAGGAGCAGUUUAGAUGCAGAUAGAGAUCAUCGGGAUAAUAAUGAUGCUGCUAUCAAUGAUUUAAAUUCUCUUGAAAAUGCUGCAGCCAUCCAAAUUUCAUGGUCAGAAGAAUUGAGGCGACGGGGUUUGGAGAAAUGGACUGAAUUAUCUAGAACUGUUCUUCGUCACAUAGCUGGUAGCCCAGAGAGAGCUUGGGUACUUUUCAGUUUAGUCUUUAUUCUGGAAACUGUGAUUGUAGCCAUCUAUCGUCCAAAGACCAUCAAAGUGAUAAACGCAACUCAUGAACAGUUUGAAUUUGGCUUUUCAGCGCUGCUUUUUUCGCCAGUUGUUUGUUCCAUUAUGGCUUUCCUUCAUUCACUUCAAGCAGAAGACAUGGCCAUGACCUCCAGAUCCCGCAAGUAUGGCUUCAUUGCUUGGUUGAUGACUACCUGCGUUGGCUUACUACUUUCAUUCUUAAGCAAAUCAUCUGUUCUGCUUGGUUUAGCACUUACGAUCCCACUCAUGGUAGCAAGUCUCUCAGUUGCAGUUCCAUUGUGGAUUCGCAAUGGUCACAGAUUUUGGGUUCCACGAAUGGAUUGUGCUGGCCAGACAAACAACCCACAAAUUCUUGGGCGGAAGGAGGGGAUUGUCCUCACGGUUUCUAUGCUGAUAUUUAUUGUCUCACUUUUGGCUCUUGGUUCAAUAAUAUCUAAAAAACCUAUGGAUGAUUUGCGCUAUGAGGCUUGGAAUGGAGAUAAAGAAAGUUUUGAUUCUCCGUACACAUCAUCUUUUUACCUUGGCUGGGCAAUAACUUCAGCACUGGCUUUAAUAGUUACUGGUGUGCUUCCCAUUGUUUCGUGGUUUGCAACCUAUAGGUUUUCACUCUCUUCAGCCACUUGCAUCAGUAUCUUUGCAAUUGUUCUUGUUGCGUUUUGUGGAGCAUCAUAUUUUGGAGUCGUGAAUUCUCGAGUUGAUCAGGUUCCAAUGAAGGCAGAUUUUCUUGCUGCUCUACUGCCCUUGAUUUGCAUCCCUGCAGUGCUAUCACUUUAUUCGGGUCUGCAUAAAUGGAAAGAUGAUGAUUGGAGGCUUUCUCGAGGUGUUUAUGUAUUUGUUGGAAUUGGUUUACUGCUCUUGCUUUGUGCAAUAUCAGCCGUCAUUGUUACUGUUAAGCCUUGGACGAUUGGAGUGGCUUGCCUUUUAGUUCUCCUUCUUCUUGUCCUGGCCAUUGGGGUCAUCCACUUUUGGGCUUCAAACAAUUUUUAUCUGACAAGGACACAGAUGUUCUUAGUUUGUCUUCUAGCAUUUGUUCUUGCUUUGGCUGCUUUUCUGGUUGGACUGCUGGAAGAUAAGCCUUUUGUGGGAGCAUCCGUUGGUUACUUCUCAUUUUUAUUUCUUCUUGCUGGGCGGGCAUUGACUGUUCUUCUUUCACCUCCAGUAGUCGUCUACUCACCAAGAGUGUUGCCUGUUUACGUUUAUGAUGCUCAUGCGGAUUGUGCAAAAAAUGUCAGUUCUGCAUUCCUUGUUUUGUAUGGGAUCGCCUUGGCUACAGAAGGCUGGGGUGUUGUUGCAAGUUUGAAAAUUUAUCCCCCUUUUGCUGGAGCUGCUGUAUCAGCAAUAAAUCUUGUUGUAGCAUUUGGGUUUGCUGUUUCUCGUCCUUGUUUGACCCUCAAGAUGAUGGAAGAUGCUGUGCACUUUCUCGGUAAAGAUACCGUAAUUCAGGCAAUUGCUCGAUCAGCCACAAAGACUAGAAAUGCUUUAUCUGGAACUUACUCAGCUCCACAAAGAUCGGCUAGUUCUGCUGCUCUCUUGGUUGGGGAUCCUACCAUUACUAGAGAUCGGGGUGGGAAUUUUGUGCUUCCAAGAGCGGAUGUGAUCAAAUUGAGAGAUCGCUUGAGAAAUGAGGAAGUUGCUGCAGGGUUAUCCUUUUGUGGAAUGAAAAGUGGCUUAACAUAUCGGCAUGAGUCUUCUAAUGAUGUAGACUACAGAAGGAAAAUGUGUGCUCAUGCACGCAUAUUGGCUUUGGAGGAGGCUAUAGAUACGGAAUGGGUAUACAUGUGGGAUAAGUUUGGUGGAUAUUUGCUACUCUUGCUGGGUUUGACUGCCAAAGCAGAGCGUGUACAGGAUGAGGUUCGCUUGCGUCUUUUCCUUGAUAGUAUUGGUUUCUCAGAUCUUAGUGCCAAGAAAAUAAAAAAGUGGCUGCCUGAAGAUCGUAGGCAGUUUGAAAUGAUACAAGAAAGUUACAUUAGGGAAAAGGAGAUGGAAGAGGAAAUGUUGAUGCAGAGACGUGAAGAGGAGGGGAAGGGAAAAGAAAGAAGAAAGGCCCUCUUGGAAAAAGAAGAACGCAAGUGGAAAGAGAUAGAAGCCUCUCUUAUGUCCUCUAUUCCUAAUGUUGGAAGCAGAGAGGCGGCGGCAAUGGCUGCAGCGGUGCGUGCCGUUGGUGGAGAUGCUGUUUUGGAGGAUUCUUUUGCCAGGGAGCGGGUAUCUAGCAUUGCUCGUCGCAUCCUCACAGCUCAGAUGGCACGUCGAGCACAACAGACUGGGGUCCUGGGUGCUGUAUGUAUUCUUGAUGAUGAACCUAGGACAGGGGGCAGACACUGCGGUGCAGUUGAUCCGGCUGUGUGCCAAAGUCAGAAGGUUACCUUUUCUAUUGCAGUCAUGAUCCAGCCUGAGUCAGGCCCUGUUUGUCUUUUAGGAACUGAAUUUCAGAAGAAAAUUUGCUGGGAGGUCCUUGUGGCUGGUUCAGAGCAAGGUAUAGAGUCCGGGCAAGUUGCACUUAGAUUGGUUACAAAAGGUGUCAGGCAGACCACUGUUGUAAAAGAAUGGAAUAUUGGGGCAACGAGCAUUGCGGAUGGAAGGUGGCAUAUGGUAUCUGUGACCAUUGAUGCUGAACUGGGUGAGGCAGCUUCUUUCGUGGAUGGGGGUUUUGAUGGAUAUCAAACUGGAUUGCCACUACUUGUAGAGAAUGGUAUAUGGGAGCAGGGAACCGAAGCUUGGAUUGGAAUAAGACCUCCAACAGAUUUAGAUGCAUUUGGUAGGUCAGAUAGUGAAGGAUCUGAAUCUAAAAUGCAUUUAAUGGAUGCAUUUUUGUGGGGAAGAUGUUUGAAUGAGGAUGAGAUUGCUGCUCUGUAUACUGCUACAAUUUCAGAGGAGUACAAUCUGGCUGAUCUUCCGGAUGAGGGAUGGCACUGGGCUGAAUCUCCUCCAAGGGUUGAUGAGUGGGACAGCGAGCCUGCAGAUGUUGAUUUGUAUGAUAGGGAUGAUGUUGAUUGGGAUGGGCAGUUCUCUAGUGGGAGGAGAAGAAGGGCUGAAAGGGAAGGAGUGGCUGUGGAUAUGGAUUAUCUUGCUAGGAAGUUCAGGAAGCCGAGGAUGGAAACAAGGGAGGAAAUAAAUCAAAGGAUGCGCUCUGUUGAGCUUGCUGUGAAGGAGGCGCUUUUUGCUAGAGGGGAAAUGCAUUUUACUGACCAGGAGUUCCCUCCCAAUGAGCAAUCAUUGUUUGUUGAUCCAGAUAAUCCUUCUCCAAAACUACAGGUUGUUUCUGAAUGGAUGCGGCCUAUGGAAUUAAUGAAAGAGAGCUCUAUGGGUUCUAUUCCAUGUUUAUUUUCUGGACCUGCCAAUCCUUCUGAUGUUUGUCAGGGUCGAUUAGGUGAUUGUUGGUUCUUAAGUGCUGUUGCUGUCCUCACUGAGGUUUCCCAGAUAUCCGAAGUGAUAAUUACGCCACAAUUUAAUGAGGAAGGUGUAUAUACUGUCCGCUUCUGCAUUCAGGGUGAAUGGGUUCCAGUUGUUGUUGAUGAUUGGAUUCCAUGUGAGUCACGUGGCAAGCCAGCAUUUGCAACGAGUAGGAAGAGCAAUGAGCUUUGGGUUUCCAUUCUUGAAAAAGCUUAUGCAAAGCUUCAUGGGUCUUAUGAGGCACUUGAGGGUGGGCUGGUCCAAGAUGCUCUUGUGGACCUGACUGGUGGGGCUGGUGAAGAGAUAGACAUGAGGAGUGCGCAAGCUCAGAUUGAUCUUGCAAGUGGAAGAUUGUGGUCUCAGUUAUUACGCUUCAAGCAAGAGGGUUUUCUUCUCGGUGCCGGGAGCCCAUCAGGCUCAGAUGUUCACAUUUCUUCAAGUGGAAUUGUCCAGGGACAUGCUUAUUCUGUCUUGCAGGUAAGAGAGGUUGAUGGGCACAAACUUGUUCAAAUUCGUAACCCAUGGGCUAAUGAAGUUGAAUGGAAUGGCCCAUGGUCAGACUCAUCACCAGAAUGGACCGACAGGAUAAGGCACAAGCUCAAGCAUGUUGCCCAGUCAAAAGAUGGAAUAUUCUGGAUGUCCUGGCAAGAUUUUCAACUUCACUUUCGGUCAAUAUAUGUUUGCCGGAUAUACCCACCCGAGAUGCGUUAUUCCAUACAUGGUCAAUGGCGUGGCUGCAGUGCUGGGGGCUGCCAAGAUUAUGACACGUGGAAUCAGAACCCUCAGUUUAGGCUUAGGGCAAUUGGACCUGAGGCUUCAUUGCCAAUUCAUGUUUUCAUCACAUUGACUCAGGGGGUUAGUUUUUCGAGAAAAAAUGCUGGUUUCCGGAAUUACCAAUCAAGUCACGACUCGUCGAUGUUUUACAUCGGAAUGAGGAUACUGAAAACACGUGGACGACGUGCAGCUUACAAUAUAUAUUUGCAUGAGUCGGUUGGUGGGACAGACUAUGUGAACUCAAGAGAAAUUGCUUGUGAAAUGGUCCUAGAUCCCGAUCCAAAGGGGUAUACGAUAGUGCCCACAACCAUUCAUCCUGGGGAGGAGGCACCGUUUGUUCUAUCUGUUUUCACCAAAGCAGCAAUAACUCUUGAACCCUUAUAGCAUGGUUUUACAAUGGUUGCCUAUUUGCAAAUGCUUUUCCUGCCCUUUUAAAAUGGCUGGUUAUGGUGUACUCUGGUUGAACCGGAGGUGCUUCAGCAAGUACUGAGUCCUCUCAGGUGUCCCUGGACUGUGCAUGCCUUCCGCAGGAUCUUUGAGGGGCAAAAUCUGUGAAUCUUCAAAGCUCUGUUAUUGUCAGAUCUUGGGAUGUGAUGAAUCUGCCCUCGGCUUCAUGCACAUCGCUUCAGAGUAUCAUUCACCAGAAUCAGACCAUUAUUUGCAGUGCACGACUUAUGCUCCAAACAGUUCCCUUGUGCUCACAAGACAAAUACUCUUCUUCCAUGACCAUUUAUUUGUCACAAAACAAGAAAAGGAAGAGGCAUAAAACUGAGAUGGUAUUUUUGGUCUUAUCGGACCAUCUUGAAUUGAAGUUUUCAUCGAAGGUGCUUUGAGGUUCAGAGAUGGUAGAGAAGUACCCAUUUAUGAAAUGUUCAUUGAUCGGCUUCGGAGUGCACAUUUAUUUGUAAAGAAAGAAAAAUGUAAAUUAAUGCUGUAGAAAAAUAGAGAAUACAAUAUAUUAUCCAAGGUAUUUUCUCAUUCGAUUUGC